This is a messenger RNA of Prunus armeniaca (apricot), 390 nucleotides long. The record is from the annotation of a GenBank genome assembly. Lineage: Eukaryota; Viridiplantae; Streptophyta; Magnoliopsida; Rosales; Rosaceae.
AUGGCGUUGCAGUGGAUGAUACUGACGUACGUGGUGGCAGCAGAGGCAGCCUUGGCCUUCCUCUUAACCCUUCCUGCGCCGAAGCUCUUGAAGAAUCAAUUCGUGUCGUUGGUCUCUCUCAUCCUCCAACCUGCCCUCUUCAUCGUUCCAUUCGCCGGCUUUCAGCUCCUUGAUAUAUAUUGGAAGAAUGAGCACCGCCUGUCCUGCACCUCUGAGAUCUGCACCGCUGCUGAGCGUGACCGCUAUGAGAAAUCCAUCUACAAGGCUCAAAGGAAUGUAAUUCUUUGCGCUUCAGCAUGUCUGCUUUACUGGUGUCUUUUUCGCAUCUGUAAAUAUUACAAGGACAUUCAGAAAUUGGAAGAAGUGGAGAAGGGGUACAAGAAGGAGUAG